Molecule: messenger RNA, 1963 nt
Organism: Argentina anserina (silverweed cinquefoil)
Lineage: Eukaryota; Viridiplantae; Streptophyta; Magnoliopsida; Rosales; Rosaceae
Product: metal transporter Nramp3-like
Exons: 4
Coding region: 129-1688 (519 amino acids)
Biological process (GO): defense response to bacterium; metal ion transport; positive regulation of reactive oxygen species metabolic process
Cellular component (GO): vacuolar membrane
Molecular function (GO): manganese ion transmembrane transporter activity; cadmium ion transmembrane transporter activity
Source: RefSeq, a predicted model, not a curated record
GAAUAAAGGAAGAGAGGGGACUGGUAGUUCUGCUCCGACCUUCAUCUCUCUCUACCAUCUCAAACAACGCUGCAUCGACACUCCACCGGUUACCGUACACUCCUCCGCAGAGAAUCACAACUUCCCCGAUGACGACGACGACGAUGACGCCACAGGAGCACGACCAGCCGCUCCUCCACCACGACACCACCAACUCCUCGCUCUCCCACGACGAGCUAGAAGAGACAGCGUACGACUCGGACGACAAGGUCCACAUCGUCGGAAUCGACGACGCCGGAGACAGCGACGCGACGCCGCCGUUUUCGUGGAAGAAGCUGUGGCUGUUCACCGGGCCGGGGUUCCUGAUGAGCAUAGCUUUCUUGGACCCGGGAAACCUGGAGGGGGAUCUUCAGGCGGGAGCGAUAGCGGGAAACUCGCUGCUGUGGCUGCUGAUGUGGGCGACGGCGAUGGGGCUGUUGGUGCAGCUUUUGUCGGCGAGGCUUGGGGUGGCGACUGGGAGACACCUGGCGGAGCUGUGCCGGGAGGAGUAUCCGGGAUGGGCGGGGCUUGUGCUUUGGGUCAUGGCGGAGCUUGCGCUUAUUGGGGCGGAUAUUCAGGAGGUUAUUGGGAGUGCGAUUGCUAUUAAGAUUUUGAGUAAUGGGGCCUUGCCGCUUUGGGCCGGAGUCGUCAUAACCGCCUCUGAUUGUUUUAUCUUUCUACUCCUGGAGAACUAUGGCGUCAGGAAACUGGAAGCAGUUUUUGCUGUUCUUAUUGCUACAAUGGCGCUUUCGUUCGCCUGGAUGUUUGGUGAAGCAAAGCCUAGCGGCACUGAGCUUCUGCUCGGUAUUCUGAUUCCGAAACUUAGCUCCAGGACAAUCAAGCAGGCUGUGGGAGUUGUGGGGUGCAUUAUCAUGCCUCACAAUGUGUUCUUGCACUCUGCUCUUGUACAGUCUAGGGAGAUUGAUCACAGCAAGAAAGGUCGAGUUCAGGAAGCUCUCAAUUACUACAGCAUUGAGUCCACCAUUGCUCUUAUUAUUUCCUUCGUUAUCAAUCUGUUUGUCACUACUGUGUUUGCCAAGGGAUUUUAUAAUACCCCACUCGCGGAUAGUAUAGGCCUUGUAAAUGCAGGGCAGUAUCUUGAAGAGAAGUAUGGGGGUGGUCUCUUCCCUAUUCUCUAUAUUUGGGGUAUUGGUUUAUUAGCAGCCGGCCAGAGCAGCACUAUCACAGGUACCUACGCAGGGCAAUUCAUCAUGGGAGGUUUCUUAAACCUGAGACUGAAGAAAUGGAUGAGGGCAUUGAUCACACGAAGCUGCGCAAUCAUUCCGACUAUAAUUGUUGCUCUUGUGUUUGAUACAUCAGAGGACACAUUGGAUGUUUUGAAUGAGUGGCUUAAUGUGCUUCAGUCAAUUCAGAUUCCUUUUGCCUUGAUUCCUUUGCUUUUCUUGGUGUCAAGCGAGCGAAUCAUGGGUUCUUUCAAGAUUGGCAAUGUUCUCAAGAUGGUUGCAUGGCUUGUGGCUGCACUGGUGAUGGUAAUUAAUGGCUAUCUCUUGGUGGACUUCUUCUCCAAUGAAGUGAACGGGGUGUUGUUUGGCUCUGUUGUGUGCGCUUUUACUGCUGGAUAUGCAGCGUUUAUAGUCUACCUUGUUUUCCAGGGCAUGACCCUUCCAAGGUGGUCUAAAUCAAAGAGUGUCACGGACACACUGAACUGAAUUAUCAUCGAAACAAAACUCAGUCGCGAGGGAAUUCUGCUGUAUACUAAUGCCGAAUCUUCAAAGGCUGUCAGGAGUGCAUAUAUGGUAUAAACACAGCUUUUGCUGAUUAAGAAACAUAAGCUCAUGUUUCUUCUGUAUUAUAGUUGGUGUUGUAUUCAGGGAAUAGAGAAGGCUAGGUUAGAAAAGCUGGUCAUGCAGUCAUGACCUGCCAAAGUAAUCAACAUCAUUGAAAUUGGCCUUGGACACUACUAAUCUAUAUGAUCAAUGAUACA